Molecule: messenger RNA, 2736 nt
Organism: Symbiodinium sp. CCMP2456
Lineage: Eukaryota; Dinophyceae; Suessiales; Symbiodiniaceae
Source: the annotation of a GenBank genome assembly
AUGCCAAAGGCAAAGUCUGCCAAGAAGGGGAAGAAGGGAUCGAAGAAAGCGCCGAAGGCAAAGGCAGCCCCGGCACAAGUAGCCGAGAAGGAGUCUGAGUCUGCGGAAGAAGAGCAGGCCGAGGGAGCGGAGGAGGAGGCCGCGGAGGAGGCCGUUGAGACGGUAGAGGCACCCGUCCAUGGAAAUGCGCUUGGACUGAUGUCCAAGUCGAAAAUCCUUGAGCCCAGACGGCGAGCUGCCGGCGAGCAAUUUGAGCCUCGCCGUCCGAAUGAUCCCAGAUGGUCUGCACAGCAUGGCGAUCUUCGUUCAGAUUUGGGACCUAUCUUUCCCUUGGUCAACCUCUCCUACCCAGAAGGACUUGCCGCGGUGCAAUGCCAAGAGGACGGUAGCGGCGUCGCCAGCUACCCUUCAGGCAAGAAGGCGGUUUGCGUGUCAUCGCACCAUCAAUCGAGACGUUUCAGUGCCCUUGCUUAUGCACGCUCCGUCUUCAGCGUCAAGACUGCUGUCUCGGAGUCUUCUCCACAUUUCCGUUCUGCCAGCCCUGAAGACCCCAAGCGCGAUCGCGGUCGCACGAGACUUCUCGGGGCAAUGGAUGAAUGGGGCAUAGGCCUCUUUGAGUCUCCACCGGAUGGAACGGGUUGUCGAGGCUCCUACGAAGUGACGCCAACCCAUGUCAUUGUGAUCACAUCUGGGCCGAACGGUUCUAAAACUCGCAUGAGCCGUGCGGCACUGGCAGGGGACAUGACCUCGCUUGAUCCAUUAAGCUUGCGCCUUUGCCCAGAACUUGUGGUCACAUACAACCCAGCAAGUGGAACGACUUCACUGGAUUUCAACUCCGGAGGUGUAAGCUACACCUUCUAUGUUGGUGAAGUCUGGAAGCUCUCCUCCCGCGGAUAUGGAUUGCCAGCCGCCACGAAUCCUCUAGAGAUUAAUGGCGCGAUCAAUCUGUCUUCGCAGGCUUCUCUCGAUACUUCAUGCGUGAUCAUGACAGAAAGCACGAGCUUACUUGACAAGACGCUCAAGAAUAGCAGUUCUUGUCUGAGUACAACUGCUACAAGUCUGCAUGAAACUUCGGCCCCAGCCGCAAAGCUCAAGAAGUCCGCGUCUGAAGGAACCAUGAGGCUUCCGCUGGAGGCAUUCAAGCAGUUUGCAGAAGGGCGCAUUGACUUCACACAUGACCACCUUCUCAAGCAGAAUUUGGCGAACAAGGUCCAUCCAAAACUUGGAAGGCUGCCUAUUAACAAGGCUCUGAAAGAAGGCUUUCUGUGGCCUCAGCCACACCCAGGAAAGCCCUACUCGGAACCCGUGGUUCUGAACCCGCCAGCUUCCUUACAGUACAUCCAAUGCCAUGAAGUGGAAAGCCGAGCCGGGAGCCUUGAGGGUGGCCAGCUGAUGGUCGUGCUGGUGGUGGCCAGCUGGGCUCGCAAGUCUCAGUACAGUUCCAGCUCCCAUGCCCACGUCAUGGCCGAAGGUGCCUGGUCUGAGCUGAAGGCAGCCGGAGACAACGUGCUCUUCUUCGUAACAGACUUGGCAGAAGCUGGUGCCAUUCAUUCAGCUGGCAAAAAUACGAAUCCCUUGGUCACAAACUAUGGUGUUCGGGAAGCUCCCUGGCUCCUGAUGUUUGCGCGAGGUGAGCUGGUGUUCAGCGAGAACCCAACAGGACCUCGGAACGGAGGGAUCGGCUUCGCAUCCCGUUUGCGAUAUAUGGCAUUUUCGAAGCCUCGUGUGCUUGUACUGGAGCCAGCGCCAUCAGCAUCCUCCAUGCAGAGUGCUGCCGCUACCGCUGUCGCCGAGUCAACCAAAGCCAUUAACAACUUCCAGCUGCAGCUUCAGACGCAGGAGGUCUUGAAACGGGCCCAUUUCGACUUCGACUUGGCAGUCAGCACUGUGGACGCGAUGAGAAUGGCUUUGACGGUGCAGCCGGCGUAUGGGAUCCUUCUCUGCAGCUCGGAAGUAGGUCCGACGGCCUUCUCGGAGCUCGCAUCGCGACUCAGGGAGCGGAACCCGAAGUCGCUUGGAUUCAUUUGUCAUGACAUGAAGUGCCUGGGGCCUUUGGAUGACUCCAUGCAGAUGCUUCUCAAGCCCCGAAGAACCAAAGCGAACCGCCUGAAAGAGGCCCUGGAGGAGGAGGAGGAGGAAGAGGAGAAGGAGCCCAAGGGCGUGGUUUACCUGGGCCACAUUCCAAACGGCUUCUUCGAGCCGCAGAUGAGAAAGUACUUCUCCCAGUUCGGCCACGUCACGCGCUUGCGCCUGUCGCGCUCCAAGAAGACCGGGGGCUCAAAGGGCUACGCCUUCAUCGAGUUCAAAGAGGAGAGUGUGGCCAAGAUUGUGGCAUCUACCAUGAACAAGUACCUUCUGUUUGACAAGUCCCUUGUGUGUGAGUUCCUGCCCAAAGAGAAGUGUCACAAGAAGCUCUUCGCUGGCUGGCGAAGAAUACCGAAGGACACUCGAAAAGAGAGGCGAGAGAAGGAAGUCAUACAAGACAACGACCGACCAAUGGUUGAGGUCAACGGCGUGUCCAUUCCGCAGCUCACAGAGCAGCAGGCAAGCAGGCAGCAGCGACAAAAGCGAAAGCUCAAGGAGAAGCUGGCCAGCCUCGAGGUGGACUUUGAUUUAGACGAAGUUCUCAACCAAGGAGGCACGGCCGACGAUGAGGCAGAAGAGGAUGCAAAGGAGGAGAAGGAGCCUGCCAAGAAGCGUCCCAAGAAAAAGCCGAGGAAGCAGGCGGCUGCAUAG